This is a messenger RNA of Rosa chinensis, 4543 nucleotides long. RefSeq names its product U-box domain-containing protein 5. The record is from RefSeq and is a predicted model, not a curated record. Gene Ontology annotation, biological process: protein ubiquitination. Gene Ontology annotation, molecular function: ubiquitin-protein transferase activity; protein binding. NCBI's taxonomy places the organism in Eukaryota, Viridiplantae, Streptophyta, Magnoliopsida, Rosales, Rosaceae. The coding region runs from base 348 to 4178 and encodes 1276 amino acids. The transcript is spliced from 8 exons. Gene Ontology annotation, cellular component: nucleus; cytoplasm.
GUGCGCGCUUUAGUAGCAAUCCAAUUCUUAUCGCUUUGAGGUGGUCAUGUGGUUCACUUCCUCCUAGGAUUCUUGAUGCAAAUCACUUCCUUUGCCAUAAAUAUAACUAUGAUUGUGUGCCUAGCCUGUUCAUCUGGCCCAGAAUUCUUUGUCAGCCGGUAGUGGCUUUCAAUGUCACAAUUUGGCCAUGGAAGACUGUUACAGUUAUCUUUGAUGAUGGAUUGCUGUACUGGACAACUCGGAUUCAUGAAUGAAUUUUCGAUCAUGUGAUAUGAAAGACAUUCAAUAUUAGAGCUCCAGUAAAAUCCCAAGUUCCCAACCUACCUAGUGGAGCAGUUCUAGCAAUUAUGGCAUUAUCAUUUGCACUGGAUUUAAUCGGAGGACAAGUAUUUGAGCUGUUGUCUGCAAGUGUUACGCGAGCGGUGGACAGGAAAGCUGCGUUUGGAGACCUUCUCCAAGAUAUGAAAUACACACUGAAGUCCUUGAAAAGACAGGCCAUAGUGAUUCAACAGAUACAAGAGUAUAAUCUGGAACUGAGUCUCCCAAAUGAUGAAAUGAUUGCUCUUGUAACACAAAUGACAGUUGGAAGACAACUUGUUGAUAUGUUGUCAGGGAUUAGAUUUCGUUUGUGCAACUUCUGCUGCAUAAAUGAUUUGGCUGACCAACUUAAAGAAUUGAAUAGUUCUCUUGAAAGUCUGUUUGACAACCUGCAGUUGGAGCAAGUAAGGGAUAUUAAGGAGACCUUGAAAUUGUCAAGGCAAAACCGCGAUGUUCUUGAGAAAAUGAAGAUCAUGUUGGAGAAGAUAAUGCAGAUGAUUGAUGAUCCUGAAGUGAAGGGUCUACUGAAGAAGUUAGUGGAGCAGAAUGCAGGCGGAUCAAUGAAGAGCUCGCCCUCAACCUCAACCUUGGGCUCAGGAAGUUGCACAGAAAAUGAAGGGAAUUGCGAAACACAAGUGCCGUCAUCAAAAGCACUAGUAGAAGCAGCAUUUCGGGUGCUACUUAAUGUCGUUAUAGAAGUGAAGGAGAGCACUAUUAUGUUUAGACCUCUCCUCCGACGUCUCAAAUCUACACUAGACUAUUUACUGCCAUUGAUUGGAGAUAUGGUACAAUGUAACAAGGCAUUAGAUCGCCCAAAAGAGGAACUAGAAAAUAUGAGAAUACAAAUGGAGAAUGGUGUAGUGCUUGUUGGCAAGUGCUUAAAUGUUCGUCGGUGGACAAGAAACAAAAAGUAUAUAUACACCAACCAACUUUUUGAAUUGAAUGAUUAUCUUCAAGAGCAGUUAAGUAUACUGCUAGUGGAGAUAGCAAGGGAUGCGAGGGAGACCUCGGUGGUGAUAAGGAAUAUUAAGGACAUGGUCAAGAGAGAUGAAAGGAGUGGUAUGGCAGAAAAUCAACUUGAAUAUAAAGGUUUAAUUUGUAAUGUAUCUGAACCUCCAUUGCCUACUGUUGGACUCGAAACAAACAUGCAAGGAACAAGGGAUGUGAUGAUGGAGACAUUGGUUUCUGUAAAGAAUAUCGAGGAGGGGGUCAAGGGAAUGGAAGGGAGAAUUAUAGAUGAUGUAUCUGAAACUCUGUCGCCUAUUGUUGGAAGUGAAGUACUCAACAUGCAGGGAACAAAGGAUGUGAUCAAGGAGACACAGGCUUCAACAGAGAAUACAAAUCCAGAGGUCAACCUAAUUGAAGGCAGAGCUGAGUCCCAGUUUGGCUCCGUUGCAUCUUCAGAGAGCCAGCAGCAAACAGAAGGAAUCAGUAAAGUACAUGGAACUUUAGGUCACUGUGAACUGGAAAAUUCAGUAUCUCAAGAGACCUUUUCACUAUACCUUCCUGAUUCCAUCCCUCUAGAGUUCAAUGCAUUGAAGAAGGAAGCUGUAUUUCCUGACAGACCUGGCCAACCUGACUGUCUUGACAAGGAGUACAAAAUCAACGGGACAGUGAGAAAGCCUAUUUCCUUUAAGGUUCACUGUUCAAUGUGCAUUCAACUUUGGAAGUUGGUGGAGAGAAUUUCGAAGAUAUUUCCCGACAUAGAAGCAGCAAGACCUCGUUGCUCAACGGGAAUACAGGCUCUAUGCAUGUUGAAUCGUGCAAUUGAGAAAGCCAAGCAACUUGUUCAGUAUUGCAGCGAGUCUAGCAAACUCUACCUGGCGUUAACAGGGGAUGUGAUAGUCUCAAGAUGUCAAAAAUCAAGGAACUUGUUGGAGCAAAGUUUGUGCCAGAUUCAGAGUUGGGUUCCAGUGAUUUUGGUGGCAGAGAUCUCUAAAAUAGUUGAUGAUCUUAAGGCUGCAACAUUUAGACUGCAUCCAUCUGAAGAAGAGGCUGGGAAGGUCAUCCGAGAAUUGCUCCACCAAGAUGCUUCUGCAUCAAAUUCAAUAAAAGAUUCUGAAAUCAAGGCUCUUCAACUUGCAUCUUUGAGGCUCCAUAUUACCACAUCAAAGGAAGUCUUAGUAGAGAAAAGAUCUAUUAAGAAGUUGCUACAAAAUGUUGGUGACAGUGACCCUCGAAAAAAGCAGAUCUUGACAUAUUUCUUGUAUCUAUUGAAGAAGUAUGGAAACUUAAUAUUGGUAAAGCAAACAGAGAGUUCCCCUGUGUGGCAACAAGGAUCACUUGCUUCUGAGAAUUCUGGCAACGACUUUGGAUAUAAUCAGUGUGCUGAAGUUGAACCUCACACUGGUUAUGGGGAAUAUGAGGCACAAAGUAACAUGUUGCUUGGAGCUGUACCUCCUCAAGAAUUUUUGUGCGGGAUAUCUUCCAGGUUGAUGUACGAUCCUGUUCUCAUUGCUUCUGGACAAACAUAUGAAAGGAUGUGGAUACAGAAGUGGUUUGAUGAGGGAAAUGAUACAUGCCCAAAAACUAAUACCAAACUGGCCCACCUUUCAUUGACUCCAAACGUUGGCAUGACGGAGUUGAUAUCAAGGUGGUGUAAGAAGUAUGGAGUCACCAUCCCCAACCCAAGUAUGCAACCAGAAGCACUUAGCUCAUGGGAAAACUCUUCCACUUCCAUUGCUAGUUUAGGCAGUUCUAUGAAUGAUCUACGUCUACAAAUGGAUCUCAGCACUAUGUCAUUUGGAUCCUUAGAUACCAGUUUCAAUUCUAAGACAGAAGAUGGCUCAAAUCUGGUGCAGAUUGAUGAUGAUUCUCUGAAAUACCGAUCUGCUAAAAAAUGCGAGACAGAUUUGGAAUUUCUAUCUAAUAUUAGUGAGCUCAAAUGGGAUUCCCAACGCAAGGCUGUUGAAGAUGUUAAAAACGAUUUGAAACGCAAUCCUCAAGCUUCUUAUGCUAUGUCCUCUAAGAAUUUUGUUGAACCUCUCAUCAAAUUUUUGAGGGAUGCAUAUGAUCAGGAUGAUGUAGAGGCUCAGAGAGAUGGAUUUAAAUUAUUAUCUACCUUUGUCAGCAAAAACAGAAACGGGAUAUUUUAUUUCGGUGAAGACGUGUAUAGUCUGUUAGUAUCUUCUCUUGAUUCAGAGGUAAAGGAAGAAGGUCUUGCCAUAAUGGAAAUUCUGUCUGUCCACCAGGACUGCAGAGGUAACAUCUCAUCAUCUGGUGCUCUUACAUCCAUUCUAAAACUUCUAGACUCUCAGAGCAGAAGUAUACAAGGAAAAGCCCUUAAAAUUUUGCACAAUUUGUCCCUCGAUAGAGAUAUUUGUUCAGAGAUGGUAUCUUUGGAGUGCAUCCCAAAAUUGGUUCCUUUCUUUGAAGACAGUGCUCUUACUGGAAACUGUAUCGCUAUAUUGAAAAAUCUAAGCGAUUAUGAAGGGGCCAGGAUUUCUAUUGCUGAAACUGAUGGAUGCAUUGCUUAUGUUAUUUAUGUCCUAGACACUGGCAGUAAAGAGCAUCAAGAGCAUGCUGUUGAUAUCCUUCUUUCUUUAUGCUCUCAGCGCAUUGAUUAUUGUAACUUGGUCAUGCAUGAGGGUGUAAUUCCUGCUCUUGUCCUCUCAUCUACCAAUGGGACAGAGAGAACAAGGAUGAACGCAAUGGAAGUUCUACGUCUCUUGAGAGAUAUUGAUUAUGACGAUGAGCAAGAAUCUGCUGAACCUGAGACUGAGGCAGCUAGAGAUGAGCUACCUAGAGACAAUGGAAAUCACUGGAACGGGAAGAAAGCUUCUAAGGCAUCAGGAUUUUUCGGAAAGAAGUUAUCAAUAUUCUCAAAACCGAGUUCUCUUUCACCGAAAAAGAAGGAAUGAAGCCUGUGCUUUCAGCUUGCAUCUCUUGCAAUGCUGAUCAACACAGAAACUGCUUUGAAAGAGUCAAUGAUUCGAACUGAGGAAAGGGUAUCAUCAUUGACAUAGGUUAAGUAUAUAUGGUUGGGGGUUGAUGGGUUUUUGUGCUGAUACUGAUUCAACAUAGUUUUUAUCAGGUUUCUAGAUAUUAGCCAAGGUUGUGAGCUUUUAGUCUUCAUUCAUAAUGCAACUUCUUCCUUUUUCAGCUAUACACUCAUUAUUAAAAUGUGUAGGGUGUUAUGUAGGUUGAUGCGCUCCUGAAAAUUUAUGUAUUGCCUGGUUUUGUAAAAUUCUUUAUGUAGUGUACCACUGAUAUCCUUGUAUUAUUA